Molecule: messenger RNA, 726 nt
Organism: Tigriopus californicus
Lineage: Eukaryota; Metazoa; Arthropoda; Copepoda; Harpacticoida; Harpacticidae
Product: pro-resilin-like
Exons: 2
Coding region: 287-598 (103 amino acids)
Cellular component (GO): extracellular matrix
Source: RefSeq, a predicted model, not a curated record
CUGAAAAAACUGAAAUAAGAAUUUCACACACAUCCCACAGACAAUAUAAGAGUACACUUUUGGGCUAGCCAUCAAUGUAAACUGUUAUUGCUCUAAUUUUAGAACACAAAAGGGUAUCCAAAUGAAACUGGCUUCUAUAUCAACACGUGUGAAAAUACUGAAAUGCCAUAUUUGCAAGCAACAAAAGGCUACAUCAUCACAUACGGCUACCUAUAAAAGAUCAUUCAAACAUGAACAGCCAUCAGUGAUCAUUGCACCUUCCGUGUGUUCAGACAGACAAUAAAUCAUGGCGUCCAAUUGGUCCUUCAUUCUUGGUGUUUUCGCCACUAUUGCCCUCCUUCUUGGGCUUGGAAGUGCCAGUUAUGGAGGAGGCCACGGAGGCCAUGGAGGCCAUGGAGGAGGUGGAGGGCAUUACUCCUUUGGUUACAAGGUUCAUGAUGGAUACAACAACUUUGGCCAUUCGGAAAGCCGAAAUGGAGGCUCAACUAAAGGCCAAUAUCAUGUCAAACUACCCGAUGGCAAACUCCAAACCGUAAAUUACCAUGUCAAUGGAUAUUCCGGAUAUGUGGCCAAAGUGAACAAUGGGUACCGGCGUUAGAAGGAAACAAGUUUUUGCUUGUCAAAUAUCAAUAAAUAAUAUAUAUUGAGUGAAGGAUUCUGCGCGUUUCCUGAAUGUACCUAAAAGUGGGCUUUUUGUUAUUGUCCGAGUUGAAAAUAUUAUUCCAU